Molecule: messenger RNA, 3960 nt
Organism: Letharia columbiana
Lineage: Eukaryota; Fungi; Ascomycota; Lecanoromycetes; Lecanorales; Parmeliaceae
Exons: 2
Coding region: 1-3960 (1319 amino acids)
Biological process (GO): protein phosphorylation; intracellular signal transduction
Cellular component (GO): cytoplasm
Molecular function (GO): ATP binding; protein serine/threonine kinase activity
Source: RefSeq, a predicted model, not a curated record
AUGGCUACUACAGAUACGGAGGAAAGGGUCGGGGAACAUGCAGGCCAGGAAGUGUCAGUUGGAGGGAAAUUGCCCACAACACCUCCAUUGUCAACAGAUCCGUUGUGUUUGGAUGUCGUCGGGUCCAAUAACGUCACUUUCCAACCCUAUGAUCAAGUGUUUGAGGCACCGCACUUGAAACGAAUUGAUCUAGUGCACAUGAAAAUGGAUUCGCCAGCGAUGGAAGAAGAUCAUAUGCAGACGCCAAAGCUGGAGCAUCCGCCAUUGGUAAUUGAAUCCCUGGUGUCAAGGCUGUCUCAACCUGAGAAAAAUGAACAUCAGCAACAAUGCCAAGGGAACGGAGAGGAAGAUGUCAUAAUAUCCGGACACCCAGACUAUUUCACUCAAAACGUUCCGCAAGACUCGUUUGUUGCCGAUAUCUCUCGAACACCAUCCUCGUCCAAUGUAUCGUCAACUGGACUGAGUGGUUCCUCGAAUAGUCAACUUGACAGUUCUUCCACACCGGUCUCUCCUGAUAGUCGUGUAAGUGCAUGGAAGGAUUACAUGCCUUCAUUCAAUCCUGAAAGUAACAGACCUGUUUCUGUUCCCAACUUUCAAAGUAAAACUUUGUCCCGGCGCCGAGAUGGACCGGACUAUCCCAAUUACCCAGAUCAAUCAUUCAAGGCUCUGCAGAAUCAACAUUAUCCUCCGCCCUACCAACCAAGCGAACCUCAGCAUCUACGCACUCGAAGCUCUCAUCCUGCCCAGAAUCUGUCCUUUUCCUCGAGCGAUGAGAAACCUGCGCGGGGCUACCCACAAAUUCCUUCAGGAGCAAAGACAGCUGGCAACACGCCAGCACAGAGUCCUGGAUUAUUCACGCCCAUGUUGUCGAAGAAGCACUGGACGGGUGAGUCCGACGAGACGCGUUCAGGCACUCCUAUGCUCCAUCCCGCCCAUUUACAGGCGCCCAAAGAAACACAUAAAUUGCUGAAAGAUAUUGAUCCUAUAUCUGGCAGAAAGACCAUCAAUCACUAUGAACUACUGGAGAAGCUUGGAAGCGGUAACCAUGGUACCGUGAAGCUUGCCCGAGACUUGGUCACGGAUACCUUGUGCGCCGUCAAGAUUGUGCGGCGCUUUUCGAAGAAGUUGCGACUGGGCCGAUCAGGAGAUCCGAACGACAUGAUAAAGAAAGAAGUCGCCAUUCUCAAAAAAGCUCGACAUCCGAAUGUUGUCAGCUUGCUUGAAGUCAUUGAUGAUGACGAAUGGGGCAAAGUUUACCUGGCCCUCGAAUAUGUCGAGCGAGGAGAGAUUGUUUGGCGUAAACCAACUGACAAGGAUGUUGCGCUAUUUGAGAUGGAGCGUUGCGAACGCGAGUUGGCAAAUGGCCUCAGCGACGACCACGAGAGAGCGGCUAUUGAGGAGUUCAACCGGUUGGCACCGUCAAGACGACAUGAGAAAGCCCAACGGCUCGCAGAUCAGGAACGCAGGGAUAAAGAACGCUCUGGUUGCGGAGGUGCCCACCGCGAAGCACGAAACCCCGGCUUCGAUCCUUACUUCUCUCUUGAGUAUGGUGGCGCAUCCGAAGAUGAGGCCGGUGCAGAACCUAUAGGCCAAUUUGCAGCUCAGAUCCAAGGUAAAAAGCAGCCGACAAACGAGCCAAUGCCGGUAGACUCGACAGAGGGUUUGCCUCAGAGUGAGACGCCAAUCCACACCCCGAAGCCAGUCUCAUACUCACUAGACACAACCAGCACGCCCGCGAGCGCAUCAUCCUCUCGCCCGGAGACGCCGGCACAGUAUGGAGGUCCGACGUCAGGACUAGAGGUCAAAGAAACCGCUAAAGAUGUCGAGUUGCAGUCCUUGCUAAACAAGAUCAUCCUCGGACAACAGGAUUGGAAUGGAAUCGAUGAAAAUUUCCGCUACGUGCCAUGCCUUACGUUGGCCCAAGCUCUGGAUGCAUUCCGUGAUACCGUCCUUGGGCUGGAAUACUUGCACUAUCAAGGCAUCAUUCAUCGUGACAUAAAGCCUGCUAACCUGUUGUGGACAACGGGCUUUCGUGUCAAAAUCUCUGACUUUGGAGUAUCCUACCUCGGCAAGCCAAUUAGAGAAGAUGACAACAACGAAGAGAUUGCUGAAGCUGACGCGGAGGUACACGAUGAAGCCAUCGAGCUUGCGAAAACGGUGGGCACUCCAGCUUUCUAUGCCCCAGAGCUUUGCGACCCUCAUUAUUUCGAAGUCGGUGGGGACUCUGAUCGUCCAGCAAUCACUGGUCAGAUUGACGUUUGGGCUCUUGGAGUUACACUUUAUGCAAUGGUCUUCGGACGACUUCCUUUCUUCGACGGCAACCAGUUUUUAAUGUACGAGAAGAUAGCGCGUAACGAGGUCUUCAUUCCUCGAAUGCGCCUCAAAGGUGUUUCUCAUGAGAUCGCGAGCAAAGCAUUCGGAACGGUCACGGAUCGUAGAAAGAGAUUCGAUGAUAUCCUCGAGUACGAAGCUGUCAAUGAUGAGCUUCGCGAUUUGUUGAAGCGCCUGCUCGAGAAGAAGCCUUCUAAACGCAUCACCCUGAAAGAGGUUAAACAUCAUCCCUGGGUGCUUCAAGGCAUUACAGAUCGAACUCUCUGGAUCGACGAGACUGAUCCAUCACUGCAAAGCGAAGGCAAGAAGAUUGAAGUCUCCACGCAAGAAGUCCAGGAUUCCGUCACGCCACUUACUGUUUUUGACCGCGUCAAAGCGGGAUUCCAGAGAGUCGGCUCUGUCUUACGAGGCCGUGGCUCUCAACAUCGCAAGAGGACUAACAGCAAUACAAAAGCUCCUGAUGGCGCAGGCUCAACGGGUGCUACCAGGAAUUCCCAGAGUGUCAAAGAUGAGAGGAGGCCUAGUUUGAGGGGAGACGAGCAGAUUCUACCUGCACUACGCGCAUCGAGAGAGACCUCAGAGCAUCCACUUGCGCAGAGUGUCGCAGCCAGCCCCGAAUUGAAGGACAAUCACUCCUGUUUUGACGACAGUGGAAACGCUGUGAGGCCUGCAAGUGAUCCGCAAGCCAACCGACCAGUGCUCACUGACCGCACGCUAUCCACCGCUGAUUCCAUGAAGACUAUACGUGCUCCUGUGCCUGCCCUUUUAAGAGAAGCCUCAUCGCCAAACACUUCAUCACCGAAUGAAGACUUCUCGUCAGCGACCACCACUGUUGUUGACCCCACGUCAAACUCGUCAUCAAGUCUUAGCAACGUGUUUUCGGGGGCAGGACGACGAUUCGUGGACAGUAUGCGAACUAGAGAGCGAGGUGUUAGACGCCAGAGUCCCUCUCGAUCAAGUCGCUCAUCCUCUAUAGGUGACAGCACUGAAGACUUUCAUGCAUCACCAAGCCUUGCUCUCUCGUCGGCCAUUGCUGCCGGGCAUGUGGACCAGCCCCCGGCUCUUCGUGAAGGACCCGACGCACACCCUGUGCUGCAGGAUUCACCAAGUGAAGCGUUUCGGCGUGCACAAGAGCAGAAUUACCGCCGCCAGACUUUUGAGCAUGCGCAACGCAGAAGUCGUCCUCCAACAGUGUCCAUGGGUACAGAUGUUGCCUGCCCACCCUCUCCAGACGAUGAGAUCUUUCUUCCUCAGUUUCGUCCUACUUCAGCAGCAGACAUCACUUCGGCCUUCGUCAUCUCUUCAUCCUCGGACCAGAUUGGUUCGGGUGAAUCGAUGGCUCACUCUCGUGUCCCUUCCGUCGUCAGUGGGGCCUCAUCCCUAUCUGUGCCUUUUGAAGAAGACGAAGAGACCCGGGCCCAUGUCCUUGAAAAAUCCAUUUCGCCCUUGACUAUCGGUAGAAGGAGCGGGUCGCAUCACCGUGGAACUGAAAGCGAAACGCCCAGACUAACUCCAUCGAUUGCGAGAGCCGCAGCGGAGAGAGCAGCAGCAGACGAGGAUGACGCAGGCUACAACGGCGAAGGAGAACAAGACUCGGAUAGUGAAGAUGAAGGCCUGGCAAUGGCCUGA